AUGUCACUGACGUCUUCACAAGUAUCAACUUCCAUAUGGAGGGCUUUUCAGAGAGAGGGCAUCUUUAAGGAGGGGCGAAUAUGUGCUACAACAAUAAGAAAGUCGCUUGCAACCGGCAUGCAUGUACAUAUGCCACAUGAGAAAGAUCAUCUCGCUGCCUUGGCUCAGCAUAAGACGCAAACUCAAGCCAGGUAUUACCGUGUGCAUGACAAAGUUAGAGAAACGGAUUUAGGUCACAGAGCUGUUCACAAACUUGUUUCUCUUAAAACUCACAACAUUCAUGAGGCUCAUUUGGACGGAAAGGAAGAAAUCACAGGAAAACCAUGGUCGGUGGAAGAGACGGAGCAGCUAAAGCGUUUAUUUAGUGAAGACAUUGAGACUGGAGCAAUUGAAGAACCUAAAGUGACAGAAAAGUUGUUAUCAGAAGACCUUCUCAAGGAUCGUUCCAUUAAGGCGGUAGUCUUAAAGCUCAGGAGGCUGAGAAAAGAUCACAUGGAAUCAGUUGAACCCCCUAAUCAAGAAGAGGCAAGUCAUGAGAAAGUGGCCAGAUUUCUCAGCUCAGCAGCGCCACCUGCACCUCCAUCCGAAGUGAAUUCGACAGCAUCUGUUUCCACUGAAUCUUCCAGGUUCUGGAGAAAGUUCUCGGAUGAGCAAGCGAGCUUUCUCUUCAGUAUUACAAGAGAUAUGAUCGAAAGUGAUGCAGUAAAGAGGGAAGUUGUCUGGCAGAGGGUGAAGGAGAAUGAAAAGUCUUUGGAACUCGAGUUGAUUACUGGGAGGGAAAACGAGGAAGAGGAACGCAAAACAAAACAGCGGCUAACAGACAAAGUGAGAAAAAUGGCAAAAGACUUUAAAGGAAAACGGUAA
This is a messenger RNA of Porites lobata, 864 nucleotides long. NCBI's taxonomy places the organism in Eukaryota, Metazoa, Cnidaria, Anthozoa, Scleractinia, Poritidae. The record is from the annotation of a GenBank genome assembly.